Molecule: messenger RNA, 1058 nt
Organism: Aphidius gifuensis
Lineage: Eukaryota; Metazoa; Arthropoda; Insecta; Hymenoptera; Braconidae
Gene: Ogg1
Product: N-glycosylase/DNA lyase
Exons: 2
Biological process (GO): base-excision repair; nucleotide-excision repair; base-excision repair, AP site formation
Cellular component (GO): nucleus
Molecular function (GO): 8-oxo-7,8-dihydroguanine DNA N-glycosylase activity; damaged DNA binding
Source: RefSeq, a predicted model, not a curated record
AACCAAUACAAAAAUUUAUAACCUCAAAAAAGAUAAUGUCGUCGAUGAUAAAAAAAAAAACAAUAACUGGAAAAUUACCAUGUAAAAAAAUUGAACUUGAUCUUGGUAUCACAUUAAAAGGAGGUCAAAGUUUUAGAUGGAAAGAAAUUUCAGAUAAAAAAUACAUUGGAGUAUUUGACAGUAACAUUUGGACUCUUUAUCAAGAUGAAAAAACAAUUAAUUUUAUUGUUCACAAUACAACAAUAAAAACUCCUCUUGAAGCUAAAAAAAAGCUUGAAAAAUAUUUUAAUCUUCAUUUAUGUCUAGAAGAUAAUUUAAAAGAUUGGUCAAAACGUGAUGAUAAAUUUUCAAAUUUUACUGAUAAAGUUGCUGGUGUUAGAAUACUAAAUCAAGAUCCAAUUGAAAAUGUAUUUUCAUUUAUUUGUAGUGCAAAUAAUAACAUAAUAAGAAUAACAAAAAUGAUUGAUAGAUUAUGUUUUAAUUUUGGUGAUAAAAUUGAUGUAAUUGAUGAUGUAGAAUAUUAUGAUUUUCCAAAAAUUGAAAGACUAGCUGAUGACAGUGUCCCUGACAUAUUGACAAAAGAAAAUUUUGGCUAUCGUGCUAAAUACAUUCAUAAAACAGCUGUUAAACUUGUUGAACUUGGUGGCAUUGAUUGGCUUGAUAAAUUAAAAAAAUCAAAUGGUGAAAAAUAUGAUGAUGCUAGAUUAAAAUUACGUGUACUAUCUGGUGUUGGACAUAAAGUUGCUGAUUGUAUUUGUUUAAUGUCACUUGGUCAUCUUGAAUCAAUACCAGUUGAUACACAUGUAUUUCAAGUUGCCAAACAAUAUUAUUUAACUGAAUUAAAUCAAAAAUGUAAAACAAAAACACCAAGCUUAACAGUAUCACAAGAAAUUAAUCAAUAUUUUCGUGAUCUUUGGGGUGAUUAUGCUGGCUGGGCACAAACUGUUGUAUUUUGUUCAAGAAUAACAAAAGAUGAUACACAAAAAAUUGAUAAAAAUAAAAAAUUAAAUGACAACAACAACAAUAUUAACGAAGAAAAAUCAAUUCAAAAGAAAAGA